UAUUUUAAGUUUAAGAAUUAUUUACGUUUUUCACCGAUUUUGUGUAUAUCAAUAUUAAAUUAUAAUCAUUACCGAUCAUGUCAGAAAGCCCGAGUGGUUCAUUAUCACCUUCACAGAAUGAGAAAAACAUAACCGAUAACUCAAUACAAAAACAAGGGGAUGGAGACAUGGACGAAGAUAUCUCAGCUCGUAUGACAGCAUCUUACAGUGAAAUAUCAUUUAAUUCUGAUCAUGGACAAGGAAGUGACGACCAAAAGAUUGCUGGACCCUCAAGACCGUAUGAUUUACCAUCUGAAAAUCGUCGACAAGAUAAACUUCCACUUGACAUAGGUGGCCACGUACGUUACGAAGGUGAUAUGACACACUAUGUUGCGGAUGACCUUGAAUUUAAAAUCAAACUCUCUAGUCCUAUUGCUAAAAGAGGAGAGACUCCAGUUUUUGGUAGUUCUAGUGUGUCCAGAUCCAGUACCCCUUCUGGUAAAUUAUACCGCCAGAUUUUAGCUCCUCAAAUUGGCCAAAUUGAUAUAACAGUAUUAAAUGACUUAGAAUAUGAAGCUCAAAAAAUAGCUCAAUCCGUUGACAAUUUAAUAGAAAAUUUGUCAAAUAUAUUGCAUGCUAAUUCAUCACUUACUGCAGAGAAUAUGGAUGUGUAUAAAGAUGCUGUUGGUAAAACAUGUGAUGCAAUGGAUAACAAUAUAAAAAGUAUGUAUACUAUAUUAGCAAAAGGUGAAGAAGUUUCUCAAGCUAUGAUUCCAGUUCAAGCACAGGCAGCAAGAAUUGCAGAAAUAAAAAGAUUGCUGCAAACUUUUGAGAACAAUUUUUAGGUAUAAGUGGAUAGUGUUUCCAGCUGAAAUCUUAAUUAAAAUAAAUUACUGAUCCCUUUAUCAUGCCUGAAGCGGCUAAGAAGAAAAGUGAUAAAAAUAUUUAUUCUGAUAUUACUACUUCAAACAUUCAAAAUGUAGAUGCUGCUUAGCACAGUGUUGUCAAUAAGAUAACAUAAUAACGUAAUAAAAUGGGUGACAGCAUGCAAUUUAUAAAUAUUGUGCAUAAAAUAAUUUGGAAAUGUGGAUGUGUUUGUAAAUAAGGAGCAGUAACGUAAAAUGAUUAUUUUUGUAGUAAGAGUUUAUUGAAUUGAAGUAAAGACUUGCAUUUCUCACUUAGCUUUUAUAACUCUAAAGUGAUGAACAUUGUUCUCACAGUGCAGUAAUAGCAAUUCAAAUUAGAAUCUAAGAAAUUAUUGAUUCAUAAGGCUUCUUUAUAUAUUCUGCACCAAUGUAUAAUAUUAUUAUAACUUUUAAUAAAUGUUUUUAGCUGUUUUAUUACACUAUAUCUUAUGGCCAUAAAAUGGAACCUGUUCCAUGACACUAUAAUCAUUAUACAUGCUUAAUGUUACAGUAUUAAAAGUUAGGUUUGUGGAGUAUUUGUAAAUCAGAUUGUUAUACCCUUUAU
Messenger RNA from Papilio xuthus (Asian swallowtail), 1449 nucleotides. RefSeq names its product BLOC-1 related complex subunit 6 (gene BORCS6). Lineage: Eukaryota; Metazoa; Arthropoda; Insecta; Lepidoptera; Papilionidae. The record is from RefSeq and is a predicted model, not a curated record. Gene Ontology annotation, biological process: lysosome localization. Bases 78 to 824 code for a protein of 248 amino acids. The transcript has a single exon. Gene Ontology annotation, cellular component: BORC complex.